Molecule: messenger RNA, 1833 nt
Organism: Capsicum annuum
Lineage: Eukaryota; Viridiplantae; Streptophyta; Magnoliopsida; Solanales; Solanaceae
Product: ATP-dependent rRNA helicase rrp3
Exons: 9
Coding region: 1305-1652 (115 amino acids)
Molecular function (GO): ATP binding; nucleic acid binding
Source: RefSeq, a predicted model, not a curated record
CGUUAACCCAUUGGACUAAGGGUGUCAAUCGUAAAUGGUGAAAUAUCCUUAUUUUGUGGUGACACAUAUACACUACAAAAAAUGGAUCAAAUUAUGAGGGUUUAUUUUCAAGAAUUAUUUUAACCUCUAUAAAAUUAUAUAAAAUACGGAGUUAAAUAUCUGCUGCUAAACCCCCGCUAUCCAUUGAAAAAGUACCUCUUAAAUUUCCCUCUUUCUUUUAAUUGGCCAAACACUUCCCUCUUGUUGGUGCUGAUUAAACCCCCAAAUCGACCUCCUCUCUCUCAUUUUUCCCCAAGACCCCCAAAUCGAUUGUUGGUGUUGGUGUUGGUAUCUGCCGGUUUCUGCUUGUUGCUUUAAGUAAUUCGCUCUCAUUGCUACUCUUUGUCUUGUUUCUAAUUUGAGCAAAUGCUGAAAAUUGGCGCCAAUUGAUUACGGCAGAUUGCCUUACCUUGAUUUCUGAAGCAUUGCCUGAUUAUUUUCCCCAUCGUGUAGCAGAGGCCUAUUAUUAUAAGAAACAACAUCCAUUCUUCAAUGGGAACCGCUUGAGGAAGUAGAGGGAGCUGAAUUCCUGCAGAUAUAUCGAAGUCGAGAAGUUGGUCAAUCAUAUAUAACCUCAGUCGGAACGACAUUGAUUGCCAUUGCACACGCAUUGUGGUUAAUGAUAAAGAUCAGACCCCAAGUGGUUUUGGGAAUUAGGUGGUCAUCGAUUUUCUAUGUCGAGAGCAUUGCAAGAGUCAGGAAGCUGUCUUUAAGCGGUUUGCUUCUUUACAAGCUACACAUGGCAGAUCAGUUAUUCGUGCAGUGGCCACACCUAAAAGAGAAGUAUCCUCAUUAUGUUGGUCGUCUUAUGUAAUCUAUCAGUUUCUGAUCUAUCGUAGCAAGGUAGUACUCAAGCUCAGUUGAUUCCGUUUGAGGAAUUUUACGAAUGGAUCAUCUAUCGGCUAUCUUCUUGAGGCAAUGGGAAAGAAAUUAGUGAUCAUUUCGAAAAGAUUGACAACCUUCUUGUUGUUUUUGGAUCAUAUGACUAGCUUGUUAAUGCUAGUUAAGAUUCCAAGAAAAUUAACAGAUAUAACUGCAUUUACGUUACAUUUUUUCGAAAAUUUAUACAAGAGUAAGCCUUUUGACAUAUUUAAAUAUGAAAUUUUAGACUCCGCGAUCAUAACUAGUUGUUGUUGGAUUACACAUUGUAGGCUAUCAGCCUAAUGGUAAAGUUGUCUCCAUGUGACUUGUAAUCACAGGUUCGAGCCGUGAAAUCCACCUUUGGUACUUGUAUCAGGUAAGCUUCUUAUGUCACACACCUCGGGAUGCGGAUCUUUCACCGACGUGGAAUCAUCCAUCGAUACUUGUAUGCUGCGUCAGGAGAGCUUGCGAUUCAAAUUGCUGAGCAGUUUGAAGCUUUAGGAUCCGGUAUUGGAGUAAAAUGUGCAGUGCUUGUUGGAGGGAUAGAUCAAGUACAAUGGAGCAUUGCCCUUGGGAAACGGCCUCACAUUGUUGUUGCAACACCUGGUCGCCUAUUGGAUCAUCUUUCCAAUACAAAGGGAUUUUCUCUUCGUACGAUAAAGUACUUGCUAAGUGAUGCGGCAAGUGGACCCAUUUCGCUCAUGGAUGCAAGGAGAUCACGUGAUGAUAAUGAUCGUAAUGACAUUCUUUGAUUUUGUUGCAUUUGUCUUGGAUAUUCAAUUAUGAUGAUGUAAUUGUGUGCUUGGAAUGAAUCGUAGAAUAUUGAAAGUUUUGUGUUUAAAUUUAAUUUUGUAGUUUGAAGAUACUAGUUAAUGUUGAAAAUUUGGAGUUUGAAGAUGUUAAUGUUGAAAAUUUGGAGUUUUGUAGUUUGAA